This is a messenger RNA of Dreissena polymorpha, 7206 nucleotides long. Its product is annotated as N-acetylneuraminate 9-O-acetyltransferase-like. The record is from RefSeq and is a predicted model, not a curated record. The transcript is spliced from 22 exons. Bases 2 to 2473 code for a protein of 823 amino acids. NCBI's taxonomy places the organism in Eukaryota, Metazoa, Mollusca, Bivalvia, Myida, Dreissenidae.
AAUGGCCGAUAAACCAAGUUCGUCUACUCAUGAAAUUACAUAUUUUCUUAACAUCGAAAAUGCCAAAAUUUUGGCUUUUAUUAUGGUUUCGGGGUUCAUUGCCUACCACGGGUUUAUCCAUGUCACAUAUAGCAGUGACACAUGCACAUGGCUUCUGAGUGAUGGACGGUUUCCAGGCUAUGGGGUCUGGCAGCCGUAUGGGUGUAUGGUGCAUAAGUAUACUAGAGAAGACUCCAGGAUGUGCAUGCAUUAUAUAUCAUACUGGGGAGGCCACAACCAUAUCACGUUUCUCGGCGACUCCCGUAUACGACAGCUGUAUUUUGAGUUUGUCAGCCUAUUGAGCAAUCAACCCAUAGAGACGUCCAAGGCGCAUGAGGACAUUCACUUUGUUGAUGAUCACAUCAAUGCCAGGGUGGAUUUCAUCUGGAUGCCGUUUGUGAAUCCAGAGAUGUAUAAGCUGUACAAACAGUGGAUGUUGAAAGCUCCCAGCGAACGGCCUAAUCUUGUGGUUACAGGCAGUGCUACAUGGAGCAUAAAAGAGUUUAAUGGAAGCACUGAGGCCCUAAAGAAUUUUGAAACCAACCUGACCUUCAUAGUUCCAUAUCUAAAGAAGAUGAAGGAGUCAACUGAGAUAGUCUGGACUCUUCAGGAUCCUGUACUUCCAAGCCAGCUGUCCCCCAACAGAUCUAUGAUAACCAAUGCGCAGAUAGAUCACUACAACAAAGUGGCACUGGAAGUGUUCGCCAAGGCAGAGAGUUCAGCCAAGAUUUGGAGCUCGUCCCGUUUAGUUGCCCAGGGUCUGAAGAAAGAACUGGUUGACGGUAUUCAUCUGUCACAAAGUGCUUUAAACUUGGAUGUUCAGAUGUUGAUGAACAUGUACUGCAACGACCACAUGAACCACAACGAUGGCACCUGCUGCAGUAAGCCUGAGACCACCACCAACCUCCAGAUAGUUGUGGCCGCGUUCUUCCUUGUCUGCUUAGUUUCCACAAUUGCAUUGCUGAUUUAUCGAAGGCGGCUUAGAAGAAAUGGACUUAAAAUUAGAACAGAGAACUGUCAGAGAAAUGGAGGCGUUGUCAAUGCGGAAACAUCUACCAAGGAGCUGGCACAAAGCUUGUAUGAGGUGCUGACAUCCCUCUCAAAAUUUGGCAUCAUCAUGGCCUAUUUCUACCUGUGUGACAGGACGGAUUUCUUCAUGAAGGAGAACAAGUACUACACACAUGUGAACUUCUUCCUACCUUUUGCCUACAUCAUGAUCCUGGGGUUCUUCUUCACUGAAAGCACAGAAAAAACAGAGAUGCUGCAUAGAGACCAGACUGACGAGUGGAAAGGAUGGAUGCAGCUUGUAAUUCUCAUUUACCACAUCACGGGCGCUAGCAAGAUUCUACCCAUCUACAUGCACAUCCGAGUUUUAGUGUCAGGUUACCUGUUCCUUACCGGGUUUGGUCAUUUCACUUACUUUUGGAAGAAAGGAGAAUAUGACCUGUUCAGAUACUGUCAGACUGGGUGUCGCUAUUUACCACAAUAUUGGAGCAUUAGGAACAAUGGGCUAAGAAGAAUGCUUGAAGUGCUGUUUCGUCUGAACUUCCUGGUGGUGGCGCUGUGUUUUGUGAUGAACCGCCACUACCAGUUCUACUACUUCGUGCCACUGGUGUCGUUCUGGUUCAUGGUCGUCUACGUCACCAUGGCAGUGUGGCCCCGGGUUACAGAGAAACAGGCCGAAGAGAGGACAAGAACCUACCUGUUCAUGAUAAUCAAGUUUAUUCUACUUGUUCUGGUCAUCACACUGUUCUUCAUUUCUGAGGUGUUCUUUGAGCGAAUAUUCUUGUUGCGACCAUUAAAGCCGUUGUUUGUGACGUCUGAUGACUCCAUCCAUGAAUGGAGAUUUCGAUGGCAGUUAGACAGAUUUAGUGUUCUAUAUGGAAUGAUAUUUGGGUUUGGCUACCACAUUUUGAAGCGCUACCGAAUGCUACAGGACACAGAAAACCGCAAUCUCUUCUCCACAUCAGUGUCGUGGUGUUUUGCAGGACUGGGCUGCAUAGGCUUAGCGAGUUAUGCGGCAUUUUCCGGACUUUGCCGUAAUAAACAAGAGUGCAAUGAAGUCCAUUCCUACAUCACUUUCAUUCCGAUUGUCUCGUUCAUACUAAUAAGAAACGUCUUCGGAAGUAUACGGACUAGAUACAGCUCCUUCUUUGCCUGGUUUGGACGUAUUUCAUUAGAGCUGUUCAUCUCCCAGUACCACAUCUGGCUGGCGGCAGACACUCACGGCGUGCUCGUCAUGAUUCCCAGCUAUCCUGUCCUCAAUGUCAUCCUGACUAGCUUCAUCUUCAUCUGCGUGAGCCACGAAAUCUUCAAAAUCACCACCACAUUAACCAAGUAUGCUGUGCCAUCGGAGUGGAAGGCCUUGCUAAGGAACAUGGUUGUGUUUGGACUCAUUUUGAUAUCGUUGGGAGUAUCUCGGGGUGUUAUUUGAUAGUUUGGGUGUUCGAAAGUACUGCGAUUUUUACCUUACAGGCAGUGUUGUUGGAGUGGACUGUGUGGCGAAGGAACAUGGUCAUGUUUUGGCAAAUUUUGAUAGCCGUUUUGGUAUCUUGUGGCGUUAUUUGAAUGUAAAAGAACAUUGUGAUCUUGAUCUUAUAAGCUGUGACUUUGGAAUUGAAUGUGUUUCAAUGAAACCUGGUCAUUUCUUCUGCGCCAAUUUGUAUACUUCACGAGAAAUCCUGUGGUGUAGUUCCAAAAUAACUGUGACCUUGACCUAGUUUGCUGUGCCCUUGGAGUGGAAUCUUUUGCAAAGGCAGGUGACAUUCGGUGACAUUUUUAUACCGUUAGGGGUGUUUCUUAGAGUGAAAAACAUUACUUAGAAAAAUUGUCAAGUAUAGGGUGCAUUUUAAUACAUUGUGCGCUUGGUGCAUUGUAUGACAUGAUUUGAGAGCUUUAAGAGUAGUUUUACUUAACCCUUUCAGUGCGGGAACCGAAUUUUGAAGGCCUUUGCAAACAGUUUGGAUCCUGACUCAGGAUCCAAACUGUUUGCUAUUCUGAUAGUAUUCUUUGAAAAAAAUCGAAGAAAAUGCUAAUUUUAGAAAUUCAGCAGACGACAUUUUAGCAGACGACAAAUUUCCCAGCAUGCAAAGGGUUAAGGCUACCAUGCCAGGAUUAGUGGUCAUUUUAAUGCUGAUUUUGCAACCCAAAAUUUGUGAUAUUUUUCUUUUGAGGUGUGCAUGAUAUAUUCAGUUUUGUUAGCUGGAAAUCAAUCAUACAUGUGUUAAGUGACAACUUGUGAAAACAGAUGUGCUCUAUGAGGCAUUGCUACUUUAUGUGUCGUGUUCUGAGAAAACUGGGCAUACUGCAUGUGCGUAAAGUGUCAUCCCAGAUUAGCCUGUGCAGUCUGCACUGGCUAAUCAGGGACAACACUCCGCCUAAAUUGGAUUUUUGCUCUCAAGAGACUUCAUUUCAACAAAAAAUGUCAUAAAAGCGAAAAGUGUCGUCCCUGAUUAGCCUGUACAGUCCGCACAGGCUAAUCUGGGACGACAAUUUACGCACAUGCAUUAUGCCCAGUUUUCUCAAAACGCGACUUAUAAUAAGACAUAUUUAUAAAACAACAUUCAGUUAUCACAAUGAAGAGUGGUCAUGGGGCCUGGUGUAAAAGCGGUACAUGCAUUUAAAAUGCUGUUCAACAAAUAUCCAUUUACAAAUAUUUGUAAACUAAAUGUGUUAUUGCUUUGUUAUGGGAAAAGAUUAAGGGAUCACAAAAUGUACACAGCGAAUUUUUUUUGCCCUAUUUUGAAAAGUACAAUUACCAGCCCAAUUGGGAAAAAUGUGCACGAAAAACCCCUAAAAUUUGGAAAAUUCGCAUUGUGAAGUAUAUUGGGAAAUUAGUGUAUUUGAUAUUUUGUUCCCAAAUACUUUAAAAUUGAUAACUAAGUGUUGUAAAUAUUAUUUUUACUUAGGUUCAAGCCAUAGCGCUCCAAACAUAACCAACUAAAUGUUUAAUUUAUUUAUUAAAAAAAAAAAAUUAAAAAAAUUUGGAAACCAAUUAGGAUUUUUUGACAGCAACCAGAAAUGUGUAGUUUUUUUCUUAUUGUGAAAUUGCCGUUGUCCAAUACAGAAGGAAAAAAUUGCUGGUACAGGAUUCUGCUCAAAAGGGACAUUGUGGAAGGUCUCAACUUUCUGGUGACAAUAUCUUAUUAUUUUUAUAAAUAAACAGAAUUUCUUAGCCUUACACUUGUAAUUAAAGUUGUAAGGCCUGAGCUAUAUAUAGCCGUUGGUUAUUUGCCGAAAUAUAUUAAUUUUCAACAGAUUUUCAAAUGUUUUUUUUUUCCAAAUGGACAGCACCCUUUUUGUAUGCCAGGUCUUGUACUAGUUGCUUUACUUGUACGUUUAUGAUUGUAUGUAAUUAUGAGAUUGAAUUAGUGAACACAUAUAAACAUGUUAUUUAUUGGCAGUUUAUCAUUCUUUUUAUUAUAUCACCUGAGCACAGCGUGCUAAUGGUAAGCUUUUGUAAUCACCUUUUUUCCGUAGUCGCGCGUUUUCAACUUUUAACUUGUUUACGCUUUAGAGGUCACAUUUAUUAUCCAAUCUUCAUUAAACUUGGUCAGAACAUGUGCCCCAAUUAUGUCUUGGAUGAGUUUGAAAAUGGUUCCGACCAGUCGAAAAAACAUGGCCACCGUGGGGCGGGACUGUUUACCUAUAAUGGCUAUAGUAAAACCUUGUUACAUGUAACACUCUAGAAGCCACAUUUAUUAUCAAAUCUCAAUGAAACAUGGUCAGAACAUCAGUUUUAAUGAUAUCUUAGAUGGUGUAGAACCGGUCUGUUGAAAAACAUGGACACCAGGGGGCUGGGCAUUUUUCCUUAUAUUGCUAUAGUAAAACCUUUUUUUAAAUCGCUCGAUUGAUAGUAAUUUUCGAAAAUAUUACUUUAACAUCAUAAUUUGUUUAUCACCAGUUUACUAGGUGAGAAAAGUUCAACACAUAUCGUUACUUGACAAGACACAACAGCAGUACUUGAUAUGUUCAAUAUUUUAAUGAGAGUAGUUUGGUACCAUAUUAUUUAUUAUUUAUAUUUUAUAAGAAGUCUAGAUCAUGAUAAAUACAUAGUGCAUUGUCAACUUUUAAGAAAACGUUGUUUAAGUUGCAACAAAUAUUUUUCACCUUUUGGUACAAACAUUAUUUUUGUUAACUUUUAAAGAAAGAAACCUUUGUAUAUAUGUAUGUAUUCCCCAACUAUAAUAUGUUUUAACAUAAGAUUGUUGUUGUUUAUAAACCUCAUUCCCUUUUGCCCAUAGCCUGUAGUCGAAGAGCAUUGCAUCAAAUUGCAUUGUAGUGUUUCAAACAUGCCCGUCUUUCAUAUUUAGUGAACAACUUUCCUACUUAGUGUGUUCAUCACUUUUUUUGCAUUUUUUAAUGAAUGUGUUGAUAAUUUGUUGGUUUUUAUGUCUAGUGUGUUCAUUAAGAUUCUUAACCCCACAUGUUUUUUGAAUUGGUGAUUUGUGAUUUUGAAAAGAAUGUUUCACAAAAAUAUCUUCUAUAAUUACCCUCUUACCUCUGAUUUAAAAAGGCAGUUCGUCAACUUGUCAGUUACUGGCAUAAGUAUGUGCACUUAGUACAGGGGGUGAAGAAUCAAUGGGGUUUUCAGGGACUUACACACAGGCGGGACAAAAUGUAAACACACCAUUAAGAACUUUAUUUUUGCCAAUAUCUCAAGGUAUUUUAAUACAUUUGCAAAAAUCUUUAGUGCACUGAAGACAGUUUUUCUUGAAGUUUUAGCCGAUAUCUUAAGGUAGAAGAAUAAAUCCUUGAAUACUUCUGAAAUUGGUUACAAAAUUUCACCUUGUGUGAAGCAUAAUCGCGCAGUUUACAUGGAAUUUUUUUACAAGAACACGGGCUUAUUGUAUUAAGUUAUUCUGAUGUAUAACAGUAUUUCACAUUGCCAUAAGCAUCAUACACAUGUAAAUCUGUUUUCUAUGCACAAGUUACAAUUCGUAAGAAAAAUGGUUUUAAAAAGGUUAUAAGGAAAAAAGUGUCACUUACCAGUGUGUUCACAACCAUUAAUGUUUAAUUGGGAACCCACCAAAGUCACGUGACCCUGCACCCUGGUACAGGUAAACCAAAAAACAUAUAAAGUGUGAGUUUAUUAGCUGUCUGCCUUAUAUGAAUGGAAUACUUAUGAAAAUGGUGAAGAAAACAAAGCAAACCAACUUUACAGCCAAACUAGGCUAUCUUCAAUGUCAGUUUCUACAUAAACCAUACUAUAAUAAAUCAACUUGUGUGAGCAGAACUGAAGCCUGUAUUAAAUUACCUAAAAGCAAUAAAAAAACUGAAGUUAGAAAAAUUAGUGAAAUGUAAAAAGAAAUCAAGAUUUCACACGUAUUUGACAGUAUAUUUUCUAGUUACAGAGACAAGAGUCUUGUUUUCAUUUGUGCCAUUCUAAUAAUUGUUUAAUUUAUUGAAAAUAGUAAAAAUUAUUGAUAAAGUCAAAUUUGGUGGCUAUUAAAUUUCUUGUAACAUGGUUUAAUGAGAUUUAUAAUUAAUGCAAUUGUUUUCUCAUUAACCGAUUUGUGAUUCCAAUCAAAAUAUAAUAAAACAUAUUUUUAACUGUAAUGUGCAAUUAUAUAUAAGUUUAUUAAUUAUUAGUUUCGUGUUGUUUUUUUGUCAUUAUGAUUUACCCAUUUUGUAAUUAAAAGUAAUAAUUAAUUGUUAAUCUUUAAUGUAACGUACAUUUUAACUGUGAGUUAAUGGUAUUUAAAAUUGUAUUUUCUGCUUAUUUUUGUUGGUAAUUGCGGUAGGCUUGCCCACUUAUGUACAGAAUAUCACACGAAAUCACUGAAGUUUCUUCCAGAAUUGUUUGUAGCACACACCCACCUCAUUUGCUUUUAGUAAUGUAACUGUUUAUUUGAGUCUUGUUCUGAGAAAACUGGGCAUAAUGCAUGUGCGUAAAGUGCCGUCCCAGAUUAGCCUGUGCAGUCCGCACAGACUAAUCAGGGACGACACGUUCCACCUAAACUUGAUUUUUGGUAAGGAGGGACUUCCUUGAAACUAAAAAUACCAUAAAAGCGGAAAGUGUCGUCCCUGGGACGACACUUUCCGCACAUGCAUUAUGCCCAAUUUUCACAGAACAAGACACAUUUUGUUACUAGUUGUUUUGUAAUUAUUGCAUUUACGAAAUCAUGUGUACUGAUAUGUUUUGCAAAUAAAAUCAAUCCAAUUAAA